GGGUGAACAAGAUACAUUCCUUCGUCUACUUAAGUAUCCUGCCUCUCUCUCUCUCUCUCUCUCUCUCUCUUCGGAACCAUCGCUCCGUGUUCGCCUAUAGACCCGGCUGAUAAGCUCGACAUCCUACAUUGCACUGAUAGCGCCAAUAUCUGGCUGCUGGCCCCCUCAUUCUCUUACGCUGAUCUGGUAUAGACCUUUCUCUGUCACAGACACGCGGUGACUACCGUUGUGGCGCAUUAAAUCCCAUCGUUGCCAAGAACAUGAGGAAAGUUCGGAUGGUGAACCCAUAUGGUGCACUUUUACACGCCGUGGCGCAACAACAUCUUCAUUCAAUCGGGGUUUACAGGCGCAGCAGCUGCAGCGGCGUUGAGGACGGGCGACAGAGCAUUGCAUAACGGGUGGGCUGCUAUCGUUAUCUCCUGGUGGCUGAGGGAGGAGGGCCUGCUGUGGCUACAAAAACGAUGCCAAGAAGAAGAACAAAAAAAAAGAAAUUUUUGUAUGCCAAGACCCCCGUCCUGAAAAAGACCGGGCAGUGAACCGGAGUGUGGCAGCUUUGGACUCAGCUGCUAUCAGAGAGCUUUGCAACGGCGUAUUGAAAGAUACACCAUGCGGAGCUAUGAGUCGGAGUCGGAGACGAAGGUUGUUGGCGGUUCUUGGCUAAUAAGUCAGGGACCAUCGACUGGUCACACCUGAGGGUUAUAUGACUAGCUAUCGGAUCCUGGGUGGUUGAGGCCAAGAGAACAUACAUAGCACGAUAUGUAGAUCCGGCGAGGGAGGGGGGGCGCGAGAGAGAGGGAGAAAGAGAGUAGUGGC
Kockovaella imperatae is the source of this 813-nucleotide messenger RNA. RefSeq lists its product as hypothetical. The record is from RefSeq and is a predicted model, not a curated record. The coding region runs from base 289 to 519 and encodes 76 amino acids. Lineage: Eukaryota; Fungi; Basidiomycota; Tremellomycetes; Tremellales; Cuniculitremaceae. The transcript has a single exon.